This is a messenger RNA of Coregonus sp. 'balchen', 3810 nucleotides long. NCBI's taxonomy places the organism in Eukaryota, Metazoa, Chordata, Actinopteri, Salmoniformes, Salmonidae. The record is from the annotation of a GenBank genome assembly.
AUGUACCGAGACUUGCUGGUGUUGUUGGUGGAGAACAUCUCUGGCCUAGAGGAAGACAACUUCUCUCUGGAGAUCAUCAGAGAGACAAACAUAGCAGUUGUGACCUUCAACAAACCCAAUGGUAGGUCACAGCUCCAAUUGGGUUAAUAGUUUCCUUAUGUAAUAGACACAAUUUCGAGUUUGAGGAACAAAUAAUACCCCAAAUGACAUAUCGCAGAUGAAGGCAACUAUGAUAGGUUCUCUAUGAUAAUGAGGAUAUGAAUGGUGUAUCUUCAGAUGCAGAACAGUUCCUCACCAACAGCAAGAGCAACAAACACUUCAUGAAGCAUGGUUUGAUUGGCCGGGAGCUGGAACGGUGUAAGAGUGGAGAAGCUUUCCCCUGCCAUCAUUGAAGACAUCUUGGAGCUCUACUUCGAAAGGUGGAACCGCCUCCGAGGAGGAAUGCCCACCCAGCCCUCCCCUGGUUUGUCUAUGUUGAGGCGCGGUCGCAGUCCGCGCCUUUGGGGGGGGGGGGUACUGUCACACCCUGGCUCUGGGGACUCUAUAUGUUGAGCCAGGGUGUGUAGAUUCUAUGUGUUGUUGUUCUAUGUCGGGUAUCUAGUUCUUGUAUUUCUAUGUUGGCCUGAGUGGUUCCCAAUCAGAGGCAACGAGUGUCAGCUGUUGCUGGUUGUCUCUGAUUGGGAACCAUAUUUAAACAGUCUGUUUUUCCCUUAGUGUUUGUGGGAUCUUGUUUCCGUUUGGUUUGUUCCGCGUUGGUUGUGUUAACCGUAGGACUGCACGUAUCGUUUGUUGUUUUGUUGUUCGUAUUAUCACCAAAGAUAAUAAAGAUUAAGUAUGUUUGCAAAUAACGCUGCGCCUUGGUCUACUCCGUCUAACGAUCGUGACAGAAGAUCCCACCACUCCAGGACCAAGCAGCGUGUCCAGGAGCAGGCAGCCUGGACAUGGGAGGAAGUGCUGGGAAAGGAGCUGGAGAGGUUGGCGAUGGCCCAGGUGGGCAAAGGGUGGUCCUGGGAGGACAUGCUUGGGGGAAGAGGGCCAUGGGCUAAAAUUAAGGCCCUGGCGAGAGAGGAGCAGCGGCGUCAACAGUGUCGUCGUCGGACGGACGAGAGGCAACCCCAAAAAAUUUUUAGGGGGGGGGGGGCACACGGCAUGGGCGACUGGGCAGCAGGAGGCCGCCAGGUUACGGGGGCCACUGGUCAAAGAAGGGAAGGAAGGUGUAGAGGCACGGCGAGAGGUACUGGGGUGUGUUACCAGUCCGGUCCGGCCCGUUCCAGAUCCCGGCGUAGGGCCAGUGGUGUGUGUCCCCAGUACGGUCCGGUCUGUUCCUGCUCCCCACACCAAGGUAAUGGUGCGCGUCGCCAGCCCGGCCCGACCUGUUCCUGCUCCUCGCACCAAGCCUACGGUGUGCGUCGCCAGCCCGGCCCGGCCUGUUCCUGCCCCUCGCGCCAAGCCUACGGUGCGCGUCGCCAGCCCGGCCCGGCCUGUUUCCUGCCACUCGCACCAAAGCUACGGUGCGCGUCGCCAGCCCGGCCCGGCCUGUUCCUGCCACUCGCACCAAGCUACGGUGCGCGUCGCCAGCCCGGCCCGGCCUGUUCCUGCCCUCGCACCAAGCCUACGGUGCGCGUCGCCAGCCCGGCCCGGCCUGUUCCUGCCACUCGCACCAAGCCUACGGUGCGCGUCGCCAGCCCCGGUUCCCGGCCUGUUUCCUGCCACAUCGCACCAGCCUACGGUGCGCGUCGCCAGCCCGGCCCGGCCUACCUGUUUCCUGCCCCUCCACCAAAGCCUACGGUGGCGCGUCGCCAGCCGGCCCUGGCCUGUUCCUGCCCCUCGCACCAAAGCCUACGGUGCGCGUCGCCAGCCCGGCCCGGCCUGGUUACCUGACACCUCGCACCAAGUCUACGGUCCGGUCGCCAGCCCGGCCCGGCCAGUUCCUGCCCCUCGCACCAAGCACGGUGCGCGUUCGCCAAGCCCGGGCCCGGCCCAUGUAUCCUGCCCCUCGCACCAACCUACGGUGCGCAGUCGCCAGGCCACUGGCCCGGCCUGUUCCUGCCACUCCGCACCAAGCCUACUUCAGGCGGUCGGCCAGCCCGGGCCCCCCCCCCCUGUCCUGCCCCUCCCCCAACCCGUGCCUCGCCCGCCCGCCGGCCUGUUCCGCCCCCCACCCAAACCUACGGGGCGGCGCGCCCCCCCCGCCUUCCUGCCCCCCCCCACCACUAAAGUUUCGCGUCCCCCAGCCCCCCGGGCCCGUUCCUUCCACUCCACCAAUCUACGGUGCGCGUCGCCACCCGGGCCCGGGCCCGUUCCUCCAUCGCAAACCCAAACCCCGGUGCGCAUCGCCGCCCCCCGCCCGUUCCUCUCCCCACCAAGCCAGGGGGGCGCCUCAGCCCGGGACGGCCCUUUUCCCCCACGCACCAAACCAGGGGUCGCAUCGUCACCCGGGCCCCGGCCCUUCCUGCUCCCCGCACCAAGCCGGGUGCCUCGUCCCCCCUCCGGGCCCUUGCUGGCCCCCCCCGCCCCGGGGGCGCAUCGUCCCCCGUCCGGCCCUUUCCCCUCCCCACCACCCCGCCAGGGUGUGACUCACCCCGUCCCGCGUCAGUCCGGCAAACCCGUGCCUGGGUCACCGGUGCCUGGUCAGGUACCGGUCAGCUGCUCCACACCGGAGCUGAAGCAAUCCGCUCCUACGAUGUCCAGUCCAGCUCCAGCCAGCGGGGCCAGACCGGACCAGUGGCGCUACGGGGGAAUUAUUGGAGGGUGGUGGUCAAGCCCGGAGCCGGAACCGCCUCCGAGGAGGAAUGCCCACCCAGCCCUCCCCUGGUUUGUCUAUGUUGAGGCGCGGUCGCAGUCCGCGCCUUUGGGGGGGGGGGUACUGUGACACCCUGGCUCUGGGGACUCUAUAUGUUGAGCCAGGGUGUGUAGAUUCUAUGUGUUGUUGUUCUAUGUUGGGUAUCUAGUUCUUGUAUUUCUAUGUUGGCCUGAGUGGUUCCCAAUCAGAGGCAACGAGUGUCAGCUGUUGCUGGUUGUCUCUGAUUGGGAACCAUAUUUAAACAGUCUGUUUUUCCCUUAGUGUUUGUGGGAUCUUGUUUCCGUUUGGUUUGUUCCGCGUUGGUUGUGUUAACCGUAGGACUGCACGUAUCGUUUGUUGUUUUGUUGUUCGUAUUAUCACCAAAGAUAACAAAGAUUAAGUAUGUUUGCAAAUAACGCUGCGCCUUGGUCUACUCCGUCUAACGAUCGUGACAGGGGUUCCCAGUGAAUAAAGUCAAUAAUGAUCCCUGAGGAGCAGGCAGCCAUUGUCAUCUUCCAGGAGCCAAAAGGUAAAAACCUGCUGAGUGAAUCAACUAUUUCGCUUGGGAGAUUGACUUAAUAAUAAUAAUAAUAAUAAUAAUCAUAAAUAAUAAUCAAAUAUAAACGUGUUCAUUUGUUCAUCUUUUUAUUUGUAUUUUGGGUACUAUUUAAUUAACAUACCUUUUGUGGUUGUUUUUUGCACAGCCUUUUAUAUUGCUUAUCUGUUUUCUAUAUCAUUUCAGCUGGGGAGACAAUAAAAGAUAAAAACCAAGUCAUUUGCAAAGUCCAAGUCAACGUAUAUCUGUACUACGAGUCCUUGGGUACUGUCUUGUAUGGCAAGGACAAUGUGGAAGCUUGCUGAACCCCUUCACAGAGAGUUUGCAUCCUGCUUUGUGGUCAUUCCUCUCCACAAAGAGACAGUCGUCCCCCAUCAACGACCAGCUGAAGGUCUACUUCUGUCAGGUGGACGUGGACAGUGCCUCUACCUACCCUGCUGAAGCAGAGAGGACUAAACAAACUAACACAUAG